Molecule: messenger RNA, 896 nt
Organism: Tricharina praecox
Lineage: Eukaryota; Fungi; Ascomycota; Pezizomycetes; Pezizales; Pyronemataceae
Product: ribosomal protein L21e-domain-containing protein
Exons: 4
Coding region: 143-619 (158 amino acids)
Biological process (GO): translation
Cellular component (GO): cytosolic large ribosomal subunit; ribosome
Molecular function (GO): structural constituent of ribosome
Source: RefSeq, a predicted model, not a curated record
ACCACCAACAAUUCGGGCACCCAACUGCGAAACGAGAAUCACCCCGACGACGACGACGACGACCCCAGCGACCCAGCGAAUCCACCGCCCUCCGACCACCCGACCGAAACGUUCAGCAACAACCCCCGAAAAAUAAUCAAAAAUGGGUCACUCCGGUGGUAUUCGUUCCGGCACGAGAUAUGCCUUCUCGCGUAACUUCCGCGAGAAGGGUAUGAUCGCCAUGUCGGUCUACCUGCAGCAGUACCGUGUCGGUGAUAUCGUCGAUAUCAAGGCAAACGGUGCCGUCCAGAAGGGUAUGCCCCACAAGGUCUACCACGGAAAGACCGGUGUUGUCUACAAUGUCACCAAGUCGGCUCUCGGUGUCAUCAUCUACAAGCGUGUCGGCAACCGCUACCUGGAGAAGCGCGUGAACGUCCGUGUCGAGCACGUCAAGCACUCCAAGUGCCGCAAGGAGUUCGUCGACCGUGUCAAGGACAACGCCGCCAAGAGGACGACUGCGAAGGAGGAGGGAACCCGUGUGCACCUGAAGAGAAUGGCUACCCAGCCUCGGACCGCCCACACCGUUGCCGCCGCCGAGCCGGAGACCGUCAACGCGCUGGCGUACGAGACGACUAUCUAGAGAGGUGGAUUGGUAGCUAGUGCUGUUACCGUGCUCAAUUCCAAUCUCUUUAUGUGUCCCUCCCCUAUGGCGUUUGCUUGUUUCUAAAAGUCGGUGAAUCUUGUAUGUUGUACAAGCUACAUGAUGAUGCUCUUUUGUCCCCAGCUUCUCCAACAGAAUUGACCGCUUGAUGUGCCUGAAAAAGUGCUUUUCGUACUACCAUCCCUCGUUGAAUUUCCAGUUACUACAACCGCUUGUAUCUUAAACAUUAGUAUUCCGUCUCGUACCGUAUCCGAGC